AUGGCAAUUGAUGAAACACCAAUACAAAAAAAUGUCCAUUCUAAAACGGAUUUUCUCCGUACGAUUACACUUCCGCUUCGUAGACAACGUAUUGAACGUUGGGUAAAUAAAGGUCGGUAUACUUCAACAAGAAAAGAUGAAGAACUACGAUCAUCAACUACUCUACGGACAUCAUCAAGACCAAACCGAUCGGAGAUAGCACUAUUACAAGCUGAUCGUCGGCUUAAUAUACAAUUAUUUCAAUUAGGUAAACAACGACAAAAAUUUAUAGACAGAAGAAAUUACGAUCAAAAAUUAUUUGCGACUAAACAAGUUUUACGUCAUAAAGAUAAUCAAGCUAUACAUGAUACAUUAAAUUAUGUUCGAAAAUGUUGUAAAAAUUCGGAUCUAUACGAAAAUGAUAAUGAUCAUUCAGCAGUAGUUUCAAAAGGCAAUGAUACAACUAAAACAGUCCGUUCUCGAUAUAUGGAACACACAGUUGCUAAUCCAUCCCCGUCAGUUACAAAACCAACGGAAAUGCCACAUGAUGAAAAAAAGGAUAAUCUUCAUAUUAGCACAAAACUUGUUAGUCAAUCUGCUCAUGUAUCAAACAAAUCUCGGCCACCGGUUUACAACGAGCGACCAAAUCGGAAUAUUAAAUCAGGCAAUGAAAUGCGAUUAUACGAAGAUUGCACAACGAAUUCAUCUACUCCGGUAUCAAUUGUCGAACAUAGGAAAGAGCAGAGUAAACCCUCAUUAAAAUUGAAAAGUCAAAAUUCGAAAUUGUUCAUAACGAAAAGUUCGGUUCAAAAAUUUCACCAAUAUCCCGAGCGAUUUCUCAGCAAAUCAAAUCGUUAUCUUCCAUUACUUCGUCAUCAAGUUCUAAUAAUUGAAUCACAUGAAUAUCAUCUGAAACAAAUAAACGAACGCACAAAAUCUUCACCACCUGUAUCACGUUUCUCCAGUGAAUCAUAUUUAACAGAUGAUGAGCAAACACCCUCUAGCGAACAAACAGAAGAUACAAGAAAAUCUAAACUGAAUCCACAUACGACCAAUUGGAUUAGUCACGAUCAAAAAACUAAAAAAGAAGAAAUACAUACACUAGGUCGUCUUGAUUUAUCGGACCCGAUCACGAAUGAAAAUCAAGAACGUAAAUUAGCCCUAUCGAAUCUUCGCGAUCAUGAAUAUGCUCGUCUGCAAGCAUUGAUUCAUUCUAAUCGUAUCGAACAUAUUCUUACGCCGUUUUCGUCAGUGAAAACUUUUGAAACUGGCUUACCACAAUCGGUGAGUCGUCGUGGUAAUUUAAAUUCAAUCGAUUCUGUACUCUAUUCGAAAAUCCACAAUGAUAAAUAUGAACGAAAACCAGUGGAUAUCAAUAAAAAUCUAUCAAAAUUAGGUGAAGAUAAUAAACUGAAUAGAAGGCGUUCAUAUGAAGUUCAAAAUGAAGCCGCUCUACUUAAUAAUAUUCGUACAAAUUCAGUUCCGAUGAUAUUAGUUAAAGAUCGUAUGGUCGAAGAAGAAGAAAAUUCAAAAAAAGAAAAUAACAUAAUACUCACUGAAGUUACCACAGUAACUAAAUCAAGUCAACCGCAAGGCGAAGUUCGUGAACAAUGGAGUGAGAAACUUGAUUUUCUUUUGUCGAUUAUUGGCUUUGCUGUUGAUCUCGCUAAUAUAUGGCGUUUUCCGUAUCUAUGCUAUAAAAAUGGAGGAGGUGCGUUUCUUAUUCCGUACGUUCUUUCAGUUAUACUCGGUGGAAUGCCUUUAUUCUAUUUGGAACUUUUACUUGGUCAAUAUUAUCGUCAAGGUUCAAUAACGUGUUGGAAAAAAAUUUGUCCAUUAUUAGCCGGAAUUGGAUGGGCUGUAACUAUUAUUGCAUUCUAUACGGAUUUUUACUAUAAUGUCGUCAUAUCAUGGGGUUUAUAUUAUUUAUUUGCUUCAUUGAAACGGUAUUUACCGUGGAGUGAAUGCAAUCAUUCAUGGAAUACGAAAGAUUGUUUUACUGUUAAUAUACGUCGAAAUUUUUUAGAGAACUGCAUGAAUCGAACAAAUAAUACGUUGAGUUCAUCGACACGUUUAUUAGAUCGAAGUUCUUUAUAUGAGAAUUGUUCAGAAGAGUUAACACGUUCAAGAAUUGUAUCGCCGGCACAAGAAUAUUUCCAUUUACAAGUUUAUCGACUUCAACCAGAACGUAAUCUUAGUUUAGGAAAUUUAGGACAUAUCAAUUAUGAAAAUCUAGCUUGUUUGGCUAUUAUUUAUCUAAUUUGCUAUUUUUCAAUGUGGAAAGGCAUUAAAACAUCUGGAAAAGUUGUUUGGUUUACUGCAUUAUUUCCUUAUGUUGUUUUAACAAUAUUAAUGAUACGUGGCUUAUUUUUAGAAGGUGCAAUGAAAGGUAUUCAAUAUUAUAUUCGACCUGAUUUAAGUAAAUUAACUGAUGCAUCCGUGUGGGUUGAUGCUGCAUCGCAAACAUUUUUCUCGUUGGGACCUGGUUUUGGUGUAUUGAUGGCAUUUGCAAGUUAUAAUGAUUUUCAUCAUAAUGUUUAUCGAGAUGCCAUGAUUACGGUUGCGGUCAAUAGUUUAACAAGUUUUGCGAGUGGAUUCGUCAUUUUUAUGUUUUUGGGUUACAUGAGUGAAAUAUCAGGUCGAGACAUAAAAGAUGUUGCCGAACAAGGUUCAACACUUGUCUUUAUUGUCUAUCCGGAAGCUAUAGCAACAAUGCCAUGGGCGCCUGUUUGGGCUGUAUUCUUCUUUCUAAUGUUGUUAACACUUGGCUUAGAUUCAUCGUUUGGUGGAAGCGAAGCAAUAAUAACAGCAUUAAGUGAUGUAUUUCCCGUUUUGCGUCAACAUCGAGAAUGGUUUGUUGGAAUUUUAUUUUCACUUUACUUUGUUAUUGGUAUACCGAGUUGUACAGAUGCAGGCGUUUAUUUUGUUGAAUUAUUACAAAAUUACGCUGCUUUUUAUUCGAUAAUUAUUGCUGUGCUUUUCGAAGCAAUAGCCGUAUCGUGGCUCUACGGUAUUGAACGAAUUAGUGAAGAUGUCAAAGAAAUGCUUGGAACUAAACCAGGAAAAUUUUGGAUUAUAACAUGGUGUCUAAUUGCACCAUUAUUUCUCGGCGGUAUUGUUCUUUCUGGUCUUAUUCAACAUGUUCAUCCAAAUUAUGGAAAAGUAACUGAUCCAUUCUAUUACGAGUAUCCUGAUUGGAGUCAUUUAGUCGGCUGGGGAUUCGCCUUGUCCUCAGUAAUCUUCAUUCCAAUUGUUGCCAUUUAUCAACUAUUAAUUGAACGUGGAAGUUUAGCAACAAGAUUUCGUUUGGCAAUAACUCCAUGGAAAGAACGUCAAAAACAUAUCAAUCCCGAUAUUAUCAUUAAAUUUUGUCAAACAAAUGAUUGUCGGGGUGGCGAUUGUGAAAUCAUAAGUCUUCCUAAUGGAUUAACAAAGAAAACUUGCCACUGUAUUCAAGGUGUAUGUGGUGAAACAUGCCAGCGUUUAUGUAAUGCAACGUCGAAAUGUGAUGCUCAUCCAUGUUGGUUCGGUGGUACUUGCGUUGAUGUUGCCAAUUUAGAUUAUGUUUGUCUAUGUCCGCCGAAUCAUACUGGCAAAGAUUGUCGAACACUACUUUCUUGUCAAACUGACAGUUGUCAUAAUGAUGGAACCUGUAUUCAAACUCCUAACGGUGCUCGAUGUAAUUGUCCGAAAAACUUCCGUGGUGACUAUUGUCAGUAUACAACAGCAGCAAAAGUCAACAAGAAAGCUCCGCCUACCCAAAGCCGACCGCAAAAUAAUCAAGAUAUAAUAGCAGCUAUUGCUGCUAUAAGUUCAUCGAAUACGAACAAUGCUCCUGUUAUUCAACGAACUAAUAGUUUUGUUGUGACCAUGGGUGAUCAUGCGAAAUUUGUGUUUUGUUUAACAAAUCCGUGUGAAAACGAGGGAACAUGCUUUGUAACCAAUACAGCAACGACAAAAGGUAUUUGUGUUUGCCGGGAAGGAUUUAUUGGCGAUUAUUGUGAACAUUUACAUAAUAAGACAUCAACCGAGGUUCAAGGAUAUAGAAGCUAUUGUUCGUCAGGUCCCUGUCUGAACGACGGUGUAUGUAUUGAAGACGGAAAAUCUAAUGGUUAUUGUCGAUGUCAACCUGAAUUUCGUGGUACUUAUUGUGAAGUCGUUAUACGAACAUAUUCAUGUAAUCCAAAUCCUUGUAAAAAUGGCGGAACCUGUGUUUUAUUAGAAAAUAAUCAAGCUAAAUGUCUAUGUACAUCAGUAUUUCGCGGUGUAACCUGUAGUCAAUUUAGUUAUUUACCUUGCGGAGAUGCUACUUGUCAUGGUACCCAGGGUGUAUGUGCGGCGAACAAAUGUGUUUGCAAAACGGGUUUUGCUGGACCAAGAUGUGAUUCAACUGAUUUCUGUUCAGCUUAUCCUUGUCUUAAUGGAGGUACAUGUGUUCGAACCAACGAGGAACCUUUUGGCGGUUGUAGUUGUCUACGUGAAUUCUCAGGUCCAACUUGUAGUAAUGAUCCGUGCAGUCCAUCGCCAUGUUUAAAUGGUGGUUAUUGUGUAAGAAAACCUGACAAUCAAUUCUACUGUCAAUGUCGUAAUAGAAAUAGGGGUGUCUACUGUGAACAACAAGAAUGUUUUCCGUCAGAUGCCACUGUUGAUCUUAUUAAUGUUGGUAAAGUUAAAUUAUCUGCAUUGAAAAUUGGUGAUCAAGUACGAGUCAUUGAUGAUGAAAAUCAAAUUAUUUAUUCGCCAAUUAUUUCAUUUCUUCAUCGUGAACUCGACGAAGAAGCUUCCUAUAGACGUAUUCGUACUAAAACCGCUGUUAUUGAAUUAUCCGAUCGUCAUUUAAUUAAUCAACGUAAUAAUGGUUUUGUUUGGGCUGAAAGCUUAGCGAAAGGUGAUGAAAUACUUGUUCUGUCGGCGAAAAGUUCAAAUAAGACAAUAUGGGAAAAAAUUAUUGAAAUCACCGAAGUUGAUAAACAAGGCCUUAUGGCUCCAUUAACUGAACAAGGAACAAUUAUUGUUAACAAUGUUCAUGUUUCAUGCUAUGCUCUUGUUCGAUCUCAUGCACUUGGUCAUAUCGCAUUAACACCUUAUCGGUGGUACGUUCGGAUAUUUGGACUGCCGUCAGAUAAUAAUACAACACCGAUACUCGGCUAUGCCAAUACGCUUCUUCAGUUUUUCAAGAAUUUACCUAUUGCAAGAGACAUUAUUUUUUAA
Messenger RNA from Rotaria socialis, 5190 nucleotides. Lineage: Eukaryota; Metazoa; Rotifera; Eurotatoria; Philodinida; Philodinidae. The record is from the annotation of a GenBank genome assembly.